Oppiella nova is the source of this 675-nucleotide messenger RNA. NCBI's taxonomy places the organism in Eukaryota, Metazoa, Arthropoda, Arachnida, Sarcoptiformes, Oppiidae. The record is from the annotation of a GenBank genome assembly.
AUGGCCGGCGCUCUACUCUUUUCUAUUCAAUGGUAUCACACGAUAGGCUGUCAAAGGAAUAAGAGCUACACCGCCGAUGACACACUUGUCAUGAAUGGCAUGUUUGGUCUUUGUGUCAAUUGUCUGGUGAUGUCCACUCUGUUUCACACAUUUCAAUGCCAUUCAAGGAGUGUUAUUAAGAUAUUUUCUAAACUUGAUUACCUGGGUAUCGCUUUGGUGCUAAAUAUGGCUCAAAUCUCAUGGCUUUACUACGGCUUCUACGAUGACCUAAUGGUCCGAAAAGUCUAUAUAUCGAUAUCUCUACUCUUAGGCGGCGUCUUGAUAUCAGUCACACUUUUGGACAGGUUUUCCGAGUCAUACUUCCGGCGCUAUCGAGCAAUCAUUUUCUUAUCAAAAGGACUUUACGUUUUCAUACCAUUCUUCCACUUCUGCUACCAUUCAUACUAUUUUGAGCCAAUUCUGGCGCAAUUAGCGUUCAAAUCGCUGUAUAUGACACUACUGUCGGCGUGUGUGAACCUCUUCGGAACCCUACUCUAUAUGUACAGAAUACCGGAGCGAUACAGCCCCGGUACGUUUGACUACUGGUUCCAAUCGCACCAACUAUUUCAUGUGUUGAACAUAUUUGCGGCACUCAUUCACAUCAAGAGUAUUACAAUGUUAGCCGACGUCAGAAUC